Messenger RNA from Micropterus dolomieu (smallmouth bass), 5059 nucleotides. RefSeq names its product AP-3 complex subunit beta-2. Lineage: Eukaryota; Metazoa; Chordata; Actinopteri; Centrarchiformes; Centrarchidae. The transcript has 28 exons. Gene Ontology annotation, cellular component: membrane coat; AP-3 adaptor complex. The record is from RefSeq and is a predicted model, not a curated record. The coding region runs from base 295 to 3552 and encodes 1085 amino acids. Gene Ontology annotation, biological process: intracellular protein transport; anterograde synaptic vesicle transport; vesicle-mediated transport.
GAACUUAUUUUGGUUUGUGAACCUGUGCAGCUCAGCAUGUGUCUUUGACUGACUUGAUGAAUUGUCGAAUGAGUCAUUGCUCGGGAAAAUCUAGGAGAAAGCAAAAUAACACAUUAACAUAACAGUUAGGCUAGCACAGCUACUAGUUUAGCGGAGAACCUGCCCCAAGCUAACUUCGCUUCAGCAUGCCAUGGCAACGUGACGACCCUCGCGCCCCUGUGUCAGUUUGGACUCCUCUAGGAGACAUCUCGGAGGUUGAAGUUGGCUUCAUACAGACAUGAUGACUUGAAGGAGAUGCUGGACAGCAACAAAGACUCCCUGAAGCUGGAGGCAAUGAAGCGGAUUGUGGCUAUGAUCGCCCGAGGUAAAAAUGCAUCAGAUCUCUUCCCUGCUGUGGUGAAGAACGUGGCCUGUAAAAACAUUGAGGUGAAGAAGCUGGUGUAUGUAUACUUGGUGCGUUAUGCCGAGGAGCAGCAAGAUCUCGCUCUGCUCUCCAUAUCCACGUUUCAGCGAGGGUUGAAGGAUCCGAACCAGCUGAUCCGAGCCAGCGCUCUGCGAGUCCUCUCCAGCAUCCGAGUCACGAUCAUUGUACCCAUAAUGAUGUUGGCCAUCAAAGAAGCUGCUUCUGAUAUGUCUCCAUACGUCAGGAAGACAGCUGCUCACGCAAUUCCUAAACUCUACAGUUUGGAUCCAGAACAGAAGGACCAGCUGAUUGAAGUCAUAGAGAAACUCCUCGCUGAUAAAACCACGCUGGUGGCAGGAAGCGUUGUCAUGGCUUUUGAGGAGGUGUGUCCGGAGCGCAUUGACCUGAUCCACAAAAACUACAGGAAGUUGUGUAACCUUCUGAUUGACGUGGAGGAGUGGGGGCAGGUCGUCAUCAUCAACAUGCUGACCCGCUACGCCAGGACCCAGUUCCUUAACCCAAACAUCAAUGAGUCCCUUCUGGAGGAGGGAGGUGGUGGGGACAAGACCUUCUAUGGCUCAGAAGAAGAUGACGACGAGGACGAGGAGGAGAAAGAAAAGAAGUCAGAGGCUCCAGCCAUGGCCAAGAGGAAGCCGUAUGUGAUGGAUCCAGACCACCGGCUGCUGUUGAGGAACACAAAGCCGCUCCUGCAGAGCCGCAACGCAGCUGUGGUGAUGGCUGUGGCUCAGCUGUAUUUCCAUCUUGCCCCUAAAGCGGAGAUUGGGGUGAUUGCCAAGGCCCUAGUCCGUCUUCUGAGGAGCCAUAGUGAAGUCCAGUAUGUUGUUCUUCAGAACGUGGCAACGAUGUCAAUUAAGAGAAGGGGCAUGUUUGAACCAUACCUGAAGAGUUUCUACAUCCGCUCUACAGACCCAACCCAGAUAAAAGUCCUUAAGCUGGAGGUUCUCACCAACCUGGCCAACGAGACGAACAUUUCCACCAUUCUCAGAGAAUUUCAGACAUACAUUAAAAGCAUGGACAAAGACUUUGUGGCUGCCACAAUCCAAGCCAUUGGCCGCUGUGCUACCAACAUUGGCGAGGUCAGGGAUACGUGUCUGAAUGGCCUCGUGCAGCUGCUGUCCAACCGAGAUGAGCUGGUUGUAGCCGAGUCAGUGGUGGUUAUUAAGAAGCUGCUGCAGAUGCAACCGGAGAAGCACAGCGACAUCAUAAAGCACAUGGCAAAACUAACAGACAACAUCCAGGUGCCGAUGGCGCGGGCCAGUAUCCUGUGGCUGAUUGGAGAGUACUGUGAGCACGUACCUAAGAUUGCCCCGGAUGUGCUGAGGAAGAUGGCUAAGUCGUUCACUAACGAAGAGGACAUUGUCAAACUUCAGAUAAUCAAUUUGGCCGCAAAGCUCUAUCUCACCAACUCCAAACAGACCAAACUAUUGACGCAGUAUGUUCUCAACUUGGCCAAGUAUGACCAGAACUACGACAUCCGUGAUCGGGCGCGCUUCAUUCGCCAGCUCAUCGUGCCCACCGAGAAGAGUGGAGCUCUCAGCAAGUACGCUAAGAAACUGUUCCUCGCCCUCAAACCUGCACCGGUUCUCGAGUCUCCAUUUAAAGAUCGAGACCACUUCCAGUUGGGUUCAUUGUCCCACUUACUGAAUGCCAAGGCUGGUGGCUACCAGGAGUUGCCUGACUGGCCCGAAGCCGCCCCAGACGCCUCCGUGCGCAACGUGGAGGUGAAGGAUUCUGUGCCUGAAUGGACCAAAUGCAGCAGCCGAGAGAAGAGGAAGGAGAAGAAAGUAGAGAAGCCGUUCUACUCUGACUCUGAGGGCGAGUCUGGGCCGACGGAGUCAGCUGACAGUGAGUCGGACUCUGUCAGCGGCUCGGAAAGUCGCAGUGGCAGCGAGGAGAGUGGGUCGGGAUCAGAGAGUGAAGAGAGUGAGGAAGGCUCUGAGACUGAGGAAGAGGAGGAGGAGGAUGAAGAUGAAAAAGACAAGAAGAAGAAAAAGAAAGAGUUAAAGAAGCCAGUGCAAGAAAGUGAAAGCGAGCAGAGCAGUGAAGAAGAAGAGAGGAAGCACGUGAGGAAGAGUAAACAACGUAAGAGUGACUCAGAGUCUGAAUCUGACGAGGAGGAGAGCGAAUCUGAAAGCAGCCAAUCAGAGUCUGAAGACUCUGAGUCGGAGGCAGAAGUCAAAAAGAAGAAAAAGGCAGCUGUAUCUAAGCCUCCUUCUAAGCCUGUCAAGAAAGAGAGCAAGAAAGAGAAGAAAGAAAUGUCUCUGCUCGACCUCGAUGACUUUGAACCUGCUCCCUCUCCUCAAGCCACACCCGUCAACUCCUUCCUGUCCAACAGUCUAGCGACUGACCUGGAGGGAUUGUCUUUGUCUGACGCUGUUCUCUCUCCGGCAACUAUCGCUCCCUCCAGUGCCCUGAAGAACUAUGAGCUGCUGCACCGGAUCACAGGGGAGGGUCUGUCGGUGGGGUACUGCUUCAGCCGACAGCCAUUCAGCCCAGACGCCAACAUGGUGGCGGUGCAGAUGCAGUUCACCAACAACGCCACCUCCGACACCAAGAACCUGCACAUGGAGGAUGUGAAGCUCCAGUCUGGGAUGAGGGUCAAAGAGUUUCCUGAGAUUGAACUCCUGCCGGCAGGUGACACGGCCACCGCAGUGAUGGGCAUCGAUUUCUGUGACUCAACACAAACCGCCAACUUCCAGCUGUGCACUCACACCAGGAAGUUCUUCGUGUCAAUUCAGCCACCGGUUGGGGAGCUGAUGAGGCCCGUCUUCCUGACAGAGAAUGAGUUUAAAAAGGAGCAAGGUCAGCUGAUGGGUAUGAACGAGAUCACGGAGAAGCUAACUCUGGACGUAAAGUGUCGGAACGAACACGCCAUUGUCCAGAGGGUGACCACUGCCGCCAACCUCAGCAGAGUCCCCUGUGGUUCAGAUAAAGAGUGCAGUCCUCCUGUUCCUCCUCCUCCUCAUCCUGUCCACAGGUUCGCAGGCAGGACAGUGACCAGCAGCAGCUUGGUGCUGGUCACAGUGGCGACCAAAGAGGAAGGAGCCGCCCAGCUGACGGUCAACUGUGAGAAAAUGGUGAUCGGCACCAUGCUGGUGAAGGACAUCCUCCUAGCUUUGACACAGUGACGCCUGCCUGCGCUCGACCUUAUGCCCCCUCACUCCAACGCGCCUCUCACAUAUCGUCCGAGACUCAUCACACGUGUAGCAUCUCCUCCGUUCUCCUGUAAGCAGUGAGGAAGUUUCCAGAAUGUUUUAUUCCAGUUUGUUGUUUUGUUCAAGAGCCCUCUACUUUUAGAAAUUAUUCCUAUAUUCCGUGAAUGCCACAGCUGUACUGUGCGUGAUAUUUUUGACAAUCAGACAUGACUGAUGGUCGGACAUGAUAUUAAAUCCCUUUCCCCCUUUCUAAAGUUUCUUAUAUGCCAUUGUUCAAAAACACUUAUUUUGCAACAGAUUUUCCUUCCUUGAGGAGCAAGGAAUUUCAUUGACUCCAAUUUCUUUAGUUGACAAAAAAAAAUGUUUUAAGAGUUAAAAACCUUAAAUUUUGUUUUCACAAGGUCCACUUAAUGUUUUUGCAGCUUUCAAACACAUCUUGUGGCCUUUCUCAGCAGCUGGAGUUCACUCGCUUGUCAUGGACUGAGACUGAAAUGAAGCACCUUUCGUCAUAAGACAUAAAAAGGUAUUAAUACAAGAUAAUAAAGAAUCAUGAGACAAUAUAAAAAGACACAUAAAUAGGAUUUAAACAGCAUAAAAUGAUAUAGAAGAUAAAAAUAAGCCACAGUGUGCUACAAUGUGAUCUAUGAUACAUAUGAAAAGUCCUAAAUUUUUAUGUUAUUUUAAGUUUUAUACCUUGAAGUCAAAGAACUGAGAGUUGGAAUGAACCUCAAGUUUAUUCCAGAUAAUGUGGUGCAUAAAAACUGUAAAGACUUUUUAGCUUUGACUCUGGGAACAGUAAGAAGAUCUGAUAAGUCUGAACGGUUGUCAUGACAUGACCAUACAUACAUACUCCACCUGCUGAGGAAGGCCAUGAGAUGCAGUUUCGAAAUCACAGUUAGUGAAAUGUUGAAAAUGUUUCUGUCUAAACAAAAGGAGGUCUUUCUAUCCCCAUAAUCUGAGAAAAUAAAAUAUCCACUUUUACCCAUAAAAUGCAGUUUUGUUAAAAUUAUUUAGAAAUAAGGUGCGUAAUUGUGAGUAAUUGUUAUUCUUUGACAAGUGGAUGCACAAAUCUGUCACACCAAUUAAAAUUCUUAGCUUGCUAUAUUAGCUAUCAGACUGUUUUAAGAUGUAGAUAAUAUAAGUAAUAGAUUAUAUACUGAAGGCAUAAACUCCUCCAAAAAGCACGUCACCACAAAAAACACAAACUGUAAUGUGUAAUCAAUUCUCAUCCAGUUAUUUGACAUUUGUUUUUACUUGAAUGUAGCAUGAAGGCUCGACUGAGACAACAACUACCUAUAACUCAUUCCAUUUUGGCACAAUAAAAGUUGUUAAUCAAUAACUCAACACUCCUGGGAAUAAAGAAAUAUAAGAUCAUAAAACUCAAAUUCUGCGGUUUUAGCAUUUGCCUAGCUGUCAUGUUUGGAUGUAUAAAUGUUAUUGUAUGUAUUGCAACAUGUAAUACAGUACUACUAUAAGUAAA